This is a messenger RNA of Monomorium pharaonis (pharaoh ant), 6067 nucleotides long. RefSeq names its product BMP-binding endothelial regulator protein (gene cv-2). Lineage: Eukaryota; Metazoa; Arthropoda; Insecta; Hymenoptera; Formicidae. The transcript is spliced from 11 exons. Bases 628 to 2538 code for a protein of 636 amino acids. Gene Ontology annotation, molecular function: protein binding. The record is from RefSeq and is a predicted model, not a curated record.
UCGUGCGUGAUCUUUGUUACUUCGCGCUGACACGGUGGUGGAAGUCGCAACGGAACUUCAGUGCAGCUGCGACGAGCAGCUGACGCGGAAUCAUUUGGAGUAGCCUGCAGUGGAGCUCGCGCCGCGUACGCGACAACGCACGACAGGUCAGGACCACGGUGCUGCGCGCGCGCGGGUGUCGAGACGGGGGACACGCACACGGUACUGGACCGCUCACGCCGCUGCCGCAGCCUCCGGACAGGACAGCCGCGGGGGAUCCGCGCGUGUCUUCGCCGAUCCGCGUGCAAAUGAGCUCGCGCCGCGAGUGCGCGCGUGAAAGAAACGCUUCUGCUACCUGCGCUCGUGGUCGCGUCUCAGUCGCGAACAGUGCGGUGUGUCGUCGUCGUCGUAAUCAUCAUCAUCAUCAUCAUCAUCAUCAUCACCAUCAUCGUUACGCGAUUCCGCGACGUGGUGCAUCGCCGGCUGUGCUCCGCGUUCACGACGACUCCGGGACGAAGACGGCGGUCCUGAGAGGGAGGCCUGUGUAAGAAAGAGCACGGCUGACAAGUGUAUGCGCGCGGGCGCGCCGACGAGGGAAUACUCGCAGUAAAUUGUUGCGGCAAAGUCUAAAAUCUGGUGCAUCUAAACAUGGAACUGACACGAUUACCUUCGCCACUGGCUUUGGCUUUGGCCCUGGCCUUUCUUUCGACGGUACACCGUUGCGACGCCGCCUCGGAAAGUAUAAUAGGAAGCCGUGAGACCUGCGACACCGAGGGGGAAGACAUCACCGUCGACAAGAUCUUGAACACCAGUUGCUUCCGCUGCAUCUGCAAGAACGGAUUUGUGGAGUGUUUAAAGCAACAAUGCCCGAACAUCGAAGGUUGCUACGCGCUGGUGGACCCGCGCGACGACGAGUGCUGUCACAAAUGCACAGGGUGCGUACAGAACGGCAUUUAUCAUGCUUCGGACACGGAAUGGACAGAGGAAAACGAUCCCUGCCAAAUAUUCACCUGUAAAGCGGGCGUCAUUACCGAGUCAAGGCUACGAUGUUACACGCCCUGCUCUCAUCCAAAAGCGGCUCCACCUGGCCAAUGUUGUCCCAUAUGCGAAGGAUGCUUGGUAAAUGGACAGAAAGUAACAGAGGAUAGGUCAGUGACUACGACGGAGGAUCCCUGUGUAACUUGCAAGUGCAAUAAAGGACAUCUCACCUGCGCGAAGCAAGCCUGUCCUACUCUCAAUUGUCCUGCUUCAAGGAUCGUCGACGAAUCCGGCGAAUGCUGCCCGUACUGUCGAGGCAGCGCAAGAUUCUUUUCUCCUCCGAAAGGUGCGUGCAUGCUCGGCACGCGUUUGCAUAAAUCGGGUACUGAAUUUUAUGUGGAUCACUGCACGCGUUGCACCUGCGACAAUUCGGCAAUCUCGUGCGUAAGGGAGACCUGUCCGGUACUGGAGUGCCCCAGAGAGCACCAGGUGACACAAGUCAACCGUUGUUGCCCACAAUGUUCGCUCGUCGAGGAGAGCAGAGCGUCUUGCUCCUACGGCGGAAAAACUUAUGUGGAUGGCGAAAAUUGGAAGCUGGACUCCUGCAAGACAUGCACCUGCAAACAGGGCAAAGUGCGCUGCGCAAUGCCUCAAUGUCCACCGAUGAACUUUCCUUGCCCACCAAAUUCCAAGUUGGAACAUCCGGAGGGUCAGUGCUGUCCCCGAUGUGUCGAGCGUGACGGAGUUUGCACGGUUUUCGGAGACCCUCACUAUCGUACGUUUGACGGUAAAUACUACAGCUUCAAGGGAGCGUGCAAGUAUCAACUGGUUACCGAUUGUUUCUCACACACAUUCAGCAUACGCGUGACCAAUGAUGCCAGAAAAACGAAGUUCUCAGCGUGGACCAAAACUAUCGCCAUAAAGAUCGGCAAUUUGAAAGUGAAUCUUGGCCAAAAAAUGAGAGUAAAGGUAAACGGAAAGAAGGUGGACAUUCCUUAUCGCAUCGCUAAUCAAUUGAACAUCAGCCAUACGGACGACAGUGUGAUCGUUGAAACGUGGAUCGGGGUCAAAGUCCAUUGGGAUGGUAUCAGUUUUCUUGAAGUAUCCGUGCCUUCGUCAUACAGGGGUCAACUAUGCGGUCUCUGUGGUAACUUCAAUUCCCAAAUCAAAGACGACUUUACUGCGCGGAAUGGACGAGUGGUGCAGGAUCCACAGCAAUUCGGUCAAUCCUGGGCCGUGGGUGACAUCAAGAAGAUGUGCACCCGAAUCCCAAGAUUUGGAAAUACUACCAGACAGAAACGUUGUCGAGACAGAAAAGAUCAACGAUUGUGCACUCGACUGAAAUCACAGAUCUUCUACCCCUGCCAUAAGAAGGUGAAUCCACAGAUGUAUUACAAAGCCUGCCUUCAGGAUAUGUGCGAGUGUCCGACCCAGCACUGCUACUGCGAGUCCUUCGUGGCGUACGCGCACGAAUGCAAGCGACUCGACAUCCCGCUGCCGCACUGGCGAAAAGCCACGAGGUGUCGAACCGUUUGGGACCAACGAAUAAGUCAGACGAAUUUCGCUCGCCGCUUACAUUAAUCGCACGCUUUGUCCACCGCCGCGUCCAGCCUCUAGAAACUCCCCCCUCCCCCCUUUUAAGAGACGUACAGCGAGAACAGCCGCAUCGAACUUGAUGUACAUUCUGCAUGCAUUUAGGAAGAGAAUCACUCUAUAUACGACCUUAUUCCCUUUCUUCCCUUUUCUUUUCUAAGAUAACGUUUUAGUGUACGCGAACAACGAAGAAGAGAUACGAUGCUGGAACAGAAAUCUUUAGAAUUAAUGUGCCUGUGUUUUUGUAUAUGAAACUUUAAACGCAGGCGCAAGAAAAAGAACAAAUUUCUCACGGAAAUUCGGAAAUUUCUCUCUUGAAAUUCGGAAUCGAUUUCGGAAAUCGAAUUUCCCGUUGAGCGAGAUAAAGUUUCCGAUUGAAAACUCAGUGAGCGCGUAACACAAAGAACGUGGCACUCUUCUUAGUACUCCGUGACAUGUACCAUGAGGGAUUAAUGCAAAAUAAGUAUUCAUAAAUGCUUAUUUAUUCGUGAAGCAGUGUAAUGCACGUGGCACUUAUAAGUCCGUCGUCUAUAAUGAGAAACGGCAAUAGACUGUUAAUGCGGUAGAAAAUGUUUCGCUGCUUGCGCUGCAAAUGUAAUACGAACAACUGUACGUAUGUCGGCUGACAUCGGAAUAAUCGUGAUGUUGUAUUACGACAAACGACAUACGUAACUGUUAACAAUGAUGAAGCAGAAAAGCAGUUGAAAUUUUCACUCGACUUCGCUGCCAGCUUACGUCUCCUCUUCGACAUAUUCUUCGUGAUGUUAUCUUUUUAUUCCCAAGAGCUCUUUCUGCGGGAGCGCGUAGACCGGACGCGGCGGAGUGCUCGGCGAGAAUCUACUAGUCACCACUUCGUAUCAAUAUGCAUUAACGGUAAGUUCCUGUGCCCCCAUGUUAAUAAUGUCGAGUAGCGACUAGGGACGCACUCGAGCCGGAGUAGUACUCUUUCAUAGUUUUUGACAAGAAAAAGAAACUUCAAGCUUCGUAUUAAUAACACUCGCGUGAAUGAAUUAUACGUGAAUAAUAAUUAUGCAAAAUUAUUGCGCAAGGAACAUCCUUUUGCCGUCGAACGAAAAUCUGUUUUGUAAGUUUUACGUGAAUUCUGGAACAGUAUUUUUUUUGGAAAAGAGAAAAAGUUUAAUAUCUGACUCGUCCGUAAUCAUUCGUAAUAUAACUUGUAUUGAAAAGAUAUACUCUUCAAGUUAUAUUUUUUUUCCAUUAUUGUAGUGUCUUUAAAAGUUAUAGAAUAGAUUUAAAAUUUACAAACAUUUUUUUUAUAAAUCUUUAGACACAGAGUGUAAGAUAGAAAUUAAACUACAUUUAUGAGCAGAUUUCGCAUUUUUAAAUAAGAAAAAAUACAUGUAAAUUAGUUUUAAGUUUCCUAAAAUUAACAUACUUUUGCAAUUUGAGUCAUCGACCGGUUGUAUAGACCUAUAACUACUGUUUUUAACAAGUCGAAUUCAUAUCUGAUUAUUAUUUUAUUCUUAUAGCAAAUUUUUUCAGUCAGACUCUGACUUGAGUGCCUCUAGUAGCGACUAUUCUCAUCGAUGCGGAGCGGUGGCGAUUUCGCGCUCAUUAGUACGGAAAUCUCACGGCAGCACAAGUACACAGCCAUGACACCCGGAAAACAUGGAUCUUACAUGUGUGUAUGUGUACGUCACGAUUUUAUGUCGCGAAAUCCCGUAAAUCCGAGAGGAAGCAUCGCAAGUCAAGCUAGAGUCGUACAAAUGUCGGAGAACGUAUAAUCUUGCACAGAGCGAAGCGCAAAAAGUAAAAACUCAUAUCUAGAGUUAAAAUACAACUUGAUACCAUUUAAUCCUGAAUUUUUUAUAUCAUAGAUGUAGCUUCGCGUGCGCCAUUCUGAACCGAGAAUGGCACGUCUAGUUCUAGGAUCGUCCCUUGUCCGCGUGGGAUUAUUAUCGAACAAAAAUUGAUGUGACAUACCAUAAUUGACGAAAUGUAGUAUCAUUGAUUGUGUUGUAAUCUCAUAAUUAUUAUCGGCAUUUCUUAAUAACUGUAAAUGCUGCCUUAUGAAUUUUAUAAUAUGUACUUCACUGAAAAGCUUAUGUACGAAUAAACGUAGGAGUAGAAUUCUAACAAGACAUGUACCGAUAUAAAAAAUGGAAUCAAUAUACUUGAAUUCGUGAGGAAUUCUCUUCGAGGACUUUACCAAUUAGCAGCAGAUGACGAUGUCUUGUAAUGUUUCGGAACACCGUGCAGUAUUUCGGCCGAUGAGCAGGCUCGCGGCAUAGCAUGUACAUCCCAAUUUAACGCAAUCGAUCGAUUAAUCUCAUAUAUAUAUAUAUAUAUAUAUAUAUAUAUAUAUAUAUGUAUGUAUGUAUGUGUACGCAUAUAAUGUAUGUAUGAACUCGCGGAUCCUUGAAUCCACAGAUUUGUGCCUCUUACAUUCGUUUUGCGGAUCUCCGCAUUUACAGAUUCGCAAGUUCAACGAAUCAUCGACUAUAUACGACGCAUCGUAGAUUUGUCGUUUCUCAAGCUCUCAUUUUCCGUGAUCUUUGAUCGACUUUAAAUCCGGAAAUACGCAAUCGCAAACUUACAUAAAUUUUUUUAUACGUCCAGCUCCUUUAAUUCACGAAUUCACAAUUCUACGAAUUUUCUUUUGCUUCAUAAAUCACGCAAUCGCUCUCUUGGGACGUAUAAAUUUUUUAUUAUCCCCAGAUCCAUAUAAAUUUCCACGGAUCCGGAUACACCGAUACUGAUACAUUCGCCCCGAAUAUAAUAAAUUCGCAAUUCCACGAAUCGCGCCUGCACCCACGAAUUGUGGUUCCACAAAUAUAUAUUUCUAUUUCUAUGUCCGUGGUGCCAUGGAUCUCUGAUCUCAUCGUAGAUUUUCCCAUUUUACACAGAUCCUUGGAUUCACAGGCCCGCCAUUUAUCAGACUCUUACAUUUUCGUUAUGUAGAAUUAAGAGGGAAUAUUUCCCUAUUUUGUCUUCGAUGACGAGUACACCUUUUUUAUAUUAUAUAUACAACAUAUAUCUAAGUAGCGUAUAACGUAAAUGUUUCUUUAUACUUUAGUUUUAGCGAAGCGUUUGUAUAUAGAACAAGAUUAUUAAGCGAGUACUAAACACAUACUGGUUUCGAUAAGUACGAUUUUUAAAUGCAUCUUUACUUAUUAGUAUCCCUUUUUUAUUCCGCGUUUCAAUUUUCCUUUUUUUUCCUAUUUUCCUACUUCCUACUUUUUCAUCUUACUUUUACCUUUAGUAAAUUGUUACAAAAUUUUGCAAAAGAAAUUGUAGAACCAUUUUACUAGACUAUUACUUUCGUGAAAGGCAACAAGAAAACAGUAUCUUUUUAACUUACAUUAGCAAAAAUGUAUAUAUAGCCGAAAUACACUGUAAUUAAUUAUCAAUGAAGAGUUUCGACGAGGAAUCAAACCAACACUGUAUACCGGUUAGUCCAAAGUGUUAGCUAAUUUUUGACGACUUUAGUGUAGAACUUUUUAAUGUAAAACAGAGAAUUGCGAGCGUAAUAAAUCAAUUAUAUUCGUAAACAUCA